Molecule: messenger RNA, 348 nt
Organism: Rhodotorula toruloides NP11
Lineage: Eukaryota; Fungi; Basidiomycota; Microbotryomycetes; Sporidiobolales; Sporidiobolaceae
Product: Pkr1p
Exons: 2
Coding region: 1-348 (115 amino acids)
Biological process (GO): vacuolar proton-transporting V-type ATPase complex assembly
Cellular component (GO): endoplasmic reticulum membrane
Source: RefSeq, a predicted model, not a curated record
AUGGCUCAGACUGCUCGCAACGACCGUCCAGGCAUCUUCGCCGACCUCGUCAACUCGAUCUUCACGCCUGGCACGAACUCUGGCCUCGUCGCCGCGAUGAACUACUCGUUCUACGCCCUCUUUGCGACGCUCUUCGGGAUGCUGGUCUUGACAAGGGGCAAUGGGCACGUCUUGGCGAUGCUGGGAUUGAGCGUGGCGCUGUGGGCGAGCAUACGGUGGUUCCUCAUCGCUAUUGCAGACGCAGAAGAGCAACAACGACGGGAGCGAGUAGAGGAGGAGCGAGAAGAGGUGUCGAAGGGCGGCGGACCUGCGGAAGUUGCUGGAGGCGACGGCAAGAAGGACCGGUAG